This is a messenger RNA of Trypanosoma rangeli, 1125 nucleotides long. RefSeq lists its product as uncharacterized. The record is from RefSeq and is a predicted model, not a curated record. Gene Ontology annotation, molecular function: ubiquitin binding. The coding region runs from base 1 to 1125 and encodes 374 amino acids. NCBI's taxonomy places the organism in Eukaryota, Euglenozoa, Kinetoplastea, Trypanosomatida, Trypanosomatidae. The transcript has a single exon.
AUGUCGUACCUGACGGAGGAAGAGGAAAAGGAGCGGAAGCGCGAGGAGCAGCGACGUUUGUCACGGCAGCAGAUCAUUGAACAUGUAAAGAAAAAUCUCCUUUAUACCGCCUUUGACGUGAAGUGGGUGCCGCAUAGUGCAUCCUUUGCCGUGGUGGGUCAGUAUCCAAACAACCAAGGCGCCAUAUCACUUCUGCAGCUCAACAAGGGUGAGCUAUGCACUCAGUGUGACGUCAAGAGCAGGAUGCCUGUAAAAUGUUGUACCUUUGGCCACAACGCAUCUAACUGGCAGUCGAACAUAACCCUCUGCGCUGGGGAUUUUGCCGGGGGUCUGUACCUUUGGGACAUUGAACGGCUUGACACUGAUCCCAUCUUUGAAGUACCACAUGCACACGAGAACAUUAUCAAUGCCGUUGAUGGUGCACAACACACCGGCCCACCAGAGAUCGCGAGUUGUGGGCGGGACGGCUGCGUAAAGGUGUGGGAUGUGCGUCAGUCGAACAAACCAGUACUUGCGCUGAACCCCGCCAACCCUGCCCUGGCUCGUGACUGUUGGACUGUUCGCUUUGGGAACAGCUUUGACCCUGAUGAGCGCGUUGUUGCAGCUGGUUACGACAACGGAGACGUGAAGCUGUUUGACCUGCGCACGCAGAAGAUGCUUCACGAGUUUAAUGUGGGCAACGGCGUGUGUGACUUAGAGUUUGACCGCCCGGAUAUCAACAUGAAUAAGCUGAUCGUCUCCUCAUUGGAGGGCCGCAUCCGCGUGUACGACCUGCGGACGCUUCAUCCAAAGCUGGGUUACGCGUACGUGGAGGAGCGGGUGUCAAAUGGCACCGUGUGGUGCACCCGCGCACUACCGCAGAACCGUGAGGUGUUCAUGUCUGGUGGCGGCGGGGAAUUGACGCUAUGCCGGUACCGUUACCCUCCAGAACGCACGCUGCGAGAUCCUGAGGGUGUGGCGAAGGGUGUUGCCGGAAGUGUUGAGGAAUUUAACAGGGCGAAGGUGGGAGAUCAACCGAUACACGCGCUUGAUUGGAACCUCGCGAAGGAAGGUUUGCUGGUUUGUGCCUCAUUUGACCAGAGCGUUCGCGUUGUGCUCGUGACGAAGCUAUCGCAUCUGCAGUGA